Mya arenaria is the source of this 642-nucleotide messenger RNA. RefSeq names its product CCN family member 2-like. Gene Ontology annotation, molecular function: protein binding. The record is from RefSeq and is a predicted model, not a curated record. The coding region runs from base 1 to 363 and encodes 120 amino acids. NCBI's taxonomy places the organism in Eukaryota, Metazoa, Mollusca, Bivalvia, Myida, Myidae. The transcript is spliced from 4 exons.
AUGGUGAGCUUCAUCAUCCUUGCUCUUGUCGUUAUCCUCGCGUCGGCAAGACCACAGACAGCAUGUAACUACAAGGGUACACAUUACUAUCAGGAUGAUGUGUGGACUGACGGUUGCCGCUACAACUGUAGCUGCAUCGACGCUUCCAUCGGAUAUUACAGAUGUAGAGACUUAUGCCCCACCUACACAAACCUGCCUCCUGGUUGCACGAUAGAGAAACAGUCAGGUGACUGCUGCGGCCAUCCAACAUGUCAGGAUUAUGUCGUAGAUAAUCACCGUCCGAUGAUAAUCUGUGGACGUGGUAUGCGAGCUUUACAUCUUCAGCCCAACCCGCAUGGUUUCCGAAGGUGUUCCCGUGUCUGAACUGGGAGAACUUGCCUAGCAUCUGCCACCUUGAGCCUCCAAGCCCAGGCUUUUGUUGCGAGCAACCCAGAUGUCCCGAUAAUGUCAUCAUCAAUAUUCCUGCUUCGUAUAAAGACCAAUACCCUGGAUGCAUCUAUGUUUAACAUUUUAAUUCAUAAAUAAUAAAACAUGUGAGACAACCAUUUGAGACAAAAUGCUCAGGAUUCUGUAAAAAAAAAACUUGCUCAUUGUUUGUAGAAUGGCCUUUUGGAUUACGAAAUAAAGUGUGGCAAAUCAUAA